Aspergillus welwitschiae is the source of this 3792-nucleotide messenger RNA. RefSeq lists its product as uncharacterized. The coding region runs from base 1 to 3792 and encodes 1263 amino acids. NCBI's taxonomy places the organism in Eukaryota, Fungi, Ascomycota, Eurotiomycetes, Eurotiales, Aspergillaceae. The transcript has 10 exons. The record is from RefSeq and is a predicted model, not a curated record. Gene Ontology annotation, molecular function: small ribosomal subunit rRNA binding. Gene Ontology annotation, cellular component: nucleolus; small-subunit processome.
AUGAUACCGAGUCACAGAUCCGCUUCCCAGCUAUGGGCCAUUGCUCGGCGGAAGCUCUUUACUAGACGAGAGCCCAAGAGCAGCGAGCAUGACUACCCACAACACCGCUCCUUUGACUCUGUUUCCUCUUCUUCCUUCAGCGAACACACCGACGGCUUCUACAAGUACUCGUUGGAAGUUCUCCAACAGAGUGACGAAGAAUACAGAGAUACGGUUGAGAGCAGGGGAAUGCGGUCUUCGGACAGUACCGGGAUGUCUUACACGUCAGCUCGAACGGCCCCUGCCGAGUUUCCCUUCUCUCCUUACGCCGUCGGCGCUGUCGAAUGGAAUUCGGCCUCGGGUUAUGUCAAGAAUCUGGAUGAUGCGCAGGGUCAUGACGUUUCGUCCUGGAAAAAUAGUGUGUUGGCUGUAUACGUGAGGGUGUACACCGUCGCUAAAGUGGUCUUCAUGUCUUUCAUCCACUAUGGAAUUGAAUUGGAUGGAUUUAACGGCGGCCUAAUGGUUUGCAUCAGGGACGUAGAAGAUGCCAUCGCGUCCACAAAGAUUGCUCCCUUGGUUGAAUGUGUCGAGAAGUUGUACCAUGCUCUUUAUGCAAGGCUUGUGAUGGAGCUUGUCGUUGUCGACUUAUGCUCUUGCUUCAAGAUUGAAGUUUCCCGCGUUUCUUCGCAUAACAACUUCAUGCUCCCUGAGCCACGCCACUUGUACAACAUAUUCCUGGCUUGCAAGCAAGUUCUCGACAGCUCGACAGUCUGCAGAUUCCUUAAGAAAGACUUUGUCCAGAACUAUCAGGCUACGUUCAUCCACCGUGCUGUAACAAAGCUCAACAGUAUGCCGUUUGUGAUGGACGACCUUAUUGGAUAUCGUCGAUUCGCUCUUGGGAUUAUCGACAACCCGGAUUCUCCAUUUCGCCAGAGGUGGGCUGGGAGUGGCCUGAUCUAUCAUAUGCCACCGCCAAGGGUCCUGAUCGUUCAUUCUGAGAAAUACAUGUCUUUCACCCCAAGACAGACUUAUCAGUUUAUGAUCCCACAACAGCCCCUCCCCUUCAUUCAGCGGCACAAUGCCGACCCAACAUUCAUGGAAAAUGCACGUACAUCGGACCACCGGCAGGCUGCGCUAGCCAUGCUUGAAGGCAAGACUGUGGGAGAUCUUCGAAACGAGGGCACCAUUCAGCAGCUGAUAGAAUACGCCAAAAGGAGAAAGUGUGUAUGCCAAUCGUCCUGCAGUUGCGGCCAGGAUUGUACACAGGAGCCGGACCGACUCUGCCCCUGCGCGGAGUGGAAUAUGAUCCUGUUACUGACUCAGGUGAACGCAAACCGUGGGGCUCUUGGGCUUCGCGACCGAUGCACCGUUCUUUCGAAGGCUGUGUUUCAGGAGCUUGCUUCCAUCCGGGAAGAUAUUGACGUCUUCUUGUCAGGUGGGGCGCAGGUGACCGGGGAUGGGGCAAGUUGGUCAGAAGUUGGCCGUGGUUCGCAAGUCUGGCAAGAUUUUCAUUUGGCUCUGGCCGAAAUUCAGCUCCCCGAAAGAGUCUGUAUCUGCGCCUGUGUGGGAUUUCCGCCCGGCACAGCAAUCUCUGGGAAACUUUUAGCGGGCAUGGUGCCCAAGACUGUUGCUAGUUCGACAGGUUGUUUAUCAUUCAUCUUCUCCUCCUCUUCUCCUCUCGCUUCGCCGGUAAUUAGACGCAGCCCACUGUGGAGCGCUCAUUCCGGGGCCCCCAGCAUUUGGGUGCGACGAUAUCGCGCCGUCUGGCCUUCCUACGGCAUCACCACUCCCAUCCCGGAUCCUAAUCCACAGUUCCCCAUCUCCCGUUCGCCUUUCUGCUUCCAGACAGGCUAUGCUCUCUGCGCCAAACGGCCCUCGCGUCCCUUCCCCCCACCGUUCCUGUCUCCGCCCUCUUCCUCCUUUUCCGACCCGCUGACCACCCACUACCUGAGUCAGGAUAAGAGAUUAUCCGUCCGGGGGGAUCUGGUCCGCGGCCUGAACAACGGCGACGAUGCUGUUUUAGUGGCGGAGAAUUACCUCGCCGUGAACGAUGGGGUCGGGGCGUGGGCAACCAAGCCGAGAGGUCAUGCUGCGCUAUGGUCUAGACUGCUCCUCCAUUUCUGGGCUUUGGAAGUCGAACGAGACCCCAAUGGACAGUCCGAAUUAGAUCCCAUCGGCUAUCUUCAACGAGCAUACGAGGAAACCAUCCGGGCAACGACUUCCCCAGGUGAAUGGCUGGGAACUACCACAUCGGUCACAGCGUUACUGCAUUGGAAGCGCGAUGCUACGGGGAACAUACGGCCCCUGCUCUACGUGACCAAUAUAGGUGACUGCAAGGUCUUUGUCAUCCGACCUAGCGAGAAGAGAAUCCUCUUUCGAACCAAGGAACAAUGGCAUUGGUUUGACUGUCCUAUGCAGCUGGGCACAAACAGCGUCGAUACUCCUCGGAAGGAUGCUGUCCUUUCAUUGGUUGAUAUGCAGGAGGAUGACCUCGUGGUGGCCGUGUCAGACGGCAUCCUGGACAAUCUCUGGGAGCAUGAGAUCCUGACUAUUAUCCUAGAUAGUCUGGAGAAGUGGCAGCAAGGACGUCAUGAAGAUAAGGACUCGGAGUGGGCGCCCCCGGCUGUAAUGGCGGAUGAGCAGAUGGUGUUUCUAGCCAGGGAGCUGCUCAAAUCUGCUCUGGAGAUUGCUCAGGAUCCCUUUGCCGAGAGUCCGUACAUGGAGAAGGCGGUGGAUGAAGGACUGGCCGUGCAGGGUGGUGAGUGUCUUCGCAUACCGAUGUCCGAAUCAACUUCGGCUCGGCCGUCGGACAACGACCCGACAGUCAAGAUGAGGGCCAAGCGAUCCAAGAAGUACCGCAAGCUCAUGCACCAGUAUGAGCUUACGUUUGGGUUCCGUGAGCCGUAUCAGGUUCUGGUUGACUCUAAUUUCCUCCGCGCCGUCCACUCCUUCAAAAUGGACUUGAUCCCCGCUCUGGAGCGCACGCUUCAAGGCAAACCCAAGCCUCUCCUCACAAAAUGCUCCCUCGCCGCAAUCAUGGCCUCCCAACCCAUCAACCCCAGGACCAACAACCCCUACCGACCCGACCACCUCCCCCCACCCACCACCCUUCCUCUCCGCCACUGCUCCCACAACGCCGACUCGACCCCCAUCGACGAAGUCGAGUGCCUGCUCUCUCUCCUCUCCCCCUCCGCCGAGAGCAAAAAGAACAAGGAACAUUACAUCCUCGCGACGGCGGACCCGCACAACGCCAAGGACAAGUCCGCGACGGAUAACACAGCCGCCGGACGGAAACGGAAGCGUGACGCAGAGGACAAGGCUGAGGCGGCGUUGCGGAAGUCGAGGUUGCUACGGCGCCAGGCUCGGUCGAUUCCAGGUGUGCCGAUUGUCUAUGUGAAGAGGUCGGUGAUGGUGUUGGAGCCGAUGAGUGAUCCUUCGGAUGCGAUCAGAGAGGGUGUGGAGAAGGGCAAGUUUAGGGUUGGGUUGAAUGAUGAAGCGAGGAAGCCGACGACGGCUGGGGACGGGGAGAAGACGAAGAAGAAGAGGGAUUUGAAGAAGCCCAAGGGACCGAAUCCGCUGAGUGUGAAGAAGCCGAAGAAGAGGGCACCGGAAGAUACUCCCGGGAAGGCGGAGAAGCCGAAGAGAGAGGCUGAGGAGAGACCUGCUGCGGAGGAGCGGGAUGGAGAGGAUGGGGAUACUGCGCCGAAGGCAAAGCGCAGACGCCGUCAUCAUAAUCGCGGUGCUGGGAAGACGGAUGGUGAUGAGGGUGGUGCGCAGGAGGCUGCCGCGCCGGCCGAUGCCAUGGAUGAUUGA